Molecule: messenger RNA, 2108 nt
Organism: Conger conger (European conger)
Lineage: Eukaryota; Metazoa; Chordata; Actinopteri; Anguilliformes; Congridae
Gene: ntmt2
Product: N-terminal Xaa-Pro-Lys N-methyltransferase
Exons: 4
Coding region: 108-947 (279 amino acids)
Biological process (GO): N-terminal protein amino acid methylation
Cellular component (GO): cytoplasm
Molecular function (GO): N-terminal protein N-methyltransferase activity
Source: RefSeq, a predicted model, not a curated record
CAUCGCCUCAGGCCAGUGCCACAGGAUCACACGCUCAAACACGGUCCCACACACACGAGGACUCACAGGCACACAGAAGCCUCGGCUCUCUGAACUGCGCAGCAAGAAUGGAGUACAGAGGAGCUCACCAAGCCUUCCGCACACGCUGGAAGAAGACGGACAUGGACCUCUGCAAGCAUAGCAUGUCCUUUGUCCUGCACAACACUCUGAGGAACGAGUUUUUCGCCAGUUACCUGUAUCUUCUGGAGCAGGUUCCCCUGGUCAAACUUUACCCUGUUACCUGUGAGUACAUUGAUGGAGAGAAGCAGUUCUAUGCACGAGCACAAGAUUUCUACAAAGACGUGGAAUCAUCAGAGGCAGGAAUGAUGGGAGAUUUUCUAGAACUCUCUCCGGUUGACAUUGAGGGCUCCAAAGAGUUCCUGAAAAAGUUUGUUGGGGGCCCUGGAAAGGCUGGAACGCAGUGUGCCCUGGACUGUGGCUGUGGGAUUGGACGGGUCACCAAGAACGUCCUCUUGCCCGUGUUUGAGACGAUGGACAUGGCUGACAUGACGGAGGAGUUCCUGCUCCAUGCGCACGAGUCUUACCUGGGCAGUGACAAUGAACGCAUUGAUAUAUAUUACUGUUACAGCCUGCAGGAGCUCACCCCCCCGCUGAACAAAUACGAUGUGAUCUGGAUGCAAUGGGUUGCAUGUCACCUCACUGACAAGGACCUGAUGGAGUUCCUGAUCAGGAGCAAAGCCAGUCUGAAGCCAAAUGGAGUCAUCAUCAUUAAGGACAACAUGGCCAGGCAAGGCUGCAAGCUGGACCCUGUUGACAGCAGCAUCAUCAGACACUUGGAUAUUAUGAAAAUCAUCAUUAAGAAAGCUGGUCUAGAGAUCUUGGGAGUGGAAAAGCAGGAGGGCUUUCCUGAACAGAUGGUGCCUAUCUGGAUGAUUGCAAUGCAGUAACAUUGUUGUCUCAGUCAUUCCCAUUGCUCCAUCAGACCAUAGCCAUUCCCUUAGUUCACAUUAAAUGUUUAGUCAGAGAUAAAGUAACUGAGGAAACUUUGAAUGUGUUCAAUCUAAAGAUGUAAAAAUAAUAUUCCCUCCACACACAUAAUACUCCAUACAGCAAAUAAAUAUGUAUGUAUGUUUCAUAGAUCAGCCCAAACCUCAGAAUACUGCCUCUACAGCAAAUUCACUUCCAUACAAGCACUAUAAUAAUGUGUUUAAUAUGAAUCUACACCAUGUAUGUCAAGUAGAUACAUGCAUUGCUGACAUGCACUUAUACCUUUCCACCACCAACCACCAAAAGAUCUUGAUGAACGUGGAACUAUAUAUUAUUUCACAAAUCAAAGACCCUUCAGCUCUACAAGGAUUGUUGUAAAUUGAAAGAUGAGGCAGCAAACUUCCUCAUUCAAAUGUGGAAUGCUAUCAUCUUCAAAAAAGGAAUGUAUUUCUUGUCGUUCAGUGACAACAUCAUUUCUUAAUUUUAUAAAAUUAUAAUUAUAUAGCACUCCCUGCCACAAACUAAUUUGCAGAUUUUAGGGAAUAUAAUUUACAUAAUUUGGAAGUUUUUCUCCCCAAUUUGGAAUGCUCAAUCCCACACAGUUAUGCUCAUGUUGGAAUCUCUGCAUUUGAUGGAGGAGAGUAUACACAAGCACACACUCGCACACGCAAUGCCACAGUUGACAAGUCAGGUUUGCACAUAUAUGAGUUGGAGGAAGACACUUCAUGUGCACCUUUUGCAUGCAGAAUAUGGGUGCCCAAUCAACCAGUCAAUAGAGAGUGAUUUUACAUUAAUGGCAUUUGGCAGACGCUCUUAUCCAGAGCGACGUACAGUUGAUUAGACUAAGCAGGAGACAAUCCUCCCCUGGAGCAAUACAGGGUUAAGAACCUUGCUCAAGGGCCCAACGGCUGUGCGGAUCUCACAUAAUUACAGAUUCUUUUUAAAUAUAAUUAUGAGUUUUUUAUUACCUUUAAUAUCACAGAGAAUGAUAUUCAAUGGUAUGACAAUGAUAUGUGAAUUUCAUUUCCUUUUGUGGUUUAUUUGUUUCAGCACUGAUAUUCCAAAAAGAUUCUGUCUUAUAUUAGAGAAGCUAUAUACAUUAUAAAAUAUUAACAACAAAA